ACCACGCAAACCUUAUCAUGGAUCACAUGGUCAAGAGUGACGGGGGCGCCUACCAGUGCUUUGUGCGCAACGAUAAGCUGUCUGCUCAAGACUAUGUCCAGGUGGUCCUUGAAGAUGGAACUCCCAAAAUCAUUUCUGCCUUUAGCGAGAAAGUGGUGAGCCCUGCAGAACCGGUGUCCCUCGUGUGCAAUGUGAAGGGGACACCCUUGCCCACGGUCACCUGGACCCUGGACGAUGACCCCAUCCUCAAGGGCAGUGGCCACCGCAUCAGCCAAAUGAUCACAUCUGAGGGGAACGUGGUCAGCUACCUGAACAUCUCCAGCUCCCAGGUCCGGGACGGGGGUGUCUACCGCUGCACCGCCAACAACUCGGCCGGAGUCGUCCUGUACCAGGCUCGAAUAAACGCCCUGCAAGCAUCAGACCGAUGAAAAACAUCACUGCAAUAGCCGGGCGGGACACAUACAUUCACUGCCGUGUGAUUGGCUAUCCAUAUUACUCCAUCAAGUGGUACAAGAACGCUAAUCUG
Molecule: messenger RNA, 526 nt
Organism: Peromyscus leucopus (white-footed mouse)
Lineage: Eukaryota; Metazoa; Chordata; Mammalia; Rodentia; Cricetidae
Product: Down syndrome cell adhesion molecule homolog
Exons: 3
Coding region: 18-428 (136 amino acids)
Biological process (GO): dendrite self-avoidance; homophilic cell-cell adhesion; axon guidance
Cellular component (GO): plasma membrane; axon
Molecular function (GO): cell-cell adhesion mediator activity
Source: RefSeq, a predicted model, not a curated record